Molecule: messenger RNA, 1736 nt
Organism: Uranotaenia lowii
Lineage: Eukaryota; Metazoa; Arthropoda; Insecta; Diptera; Culicidae
Product: putative fatty acyl-CoA reductase CG5065
Exons: 6
Coding region: 74-1666 (530 amino acids)
Biological process (GO): long-chain fatty-acyl-CoA metabolic process
Cellular component (GO): peroxisome
Molecular function (GO): alcohol-forming very long-chain fatty acyl-CoA reductase (NADP+) activity
Source: RefSeq, a predicted model, not a curated record
GCCGCACUUCCGGAACUAGUCCGGAAGAUACGGUCGUUGAAAGCAGAAGUGCGCCAAUUUCAAACGAACUGCGAUGUCCGCGAAAUAUUUCGUAAACAACAACAACCACGGUAGUGAUGAUGGUGAUGGGUUUGGCAGGGGGUCAUUGGCAGGAUAUGAGCCGGUGCCCAAGUUCUAUGCCGGCAAGGAUGUGUUUUUGACCGGGGGAACCGGAUUUAUGGGCAAAGUGUUGAUCGAGAAGCUGCUCCGAUCCUGUCCGGAAGUGCGGCGCAUCUACGUGCUGAUGCGGUGCAAGAAGGGCAAAACGCCGGAAGCGCGGGUCCAGGAGAUGACCAACAAUCCGUUCUUCGCAUGUCUCAAAAAACAAGAUCCCACCGCCCUCAAAAAGCUGGUGCCGGUAUACGGUGACUGCAUGAAGCUGCGGCUGGGGAUGUCCCCGGAGGACAUUCAGCGGCUGCAGAGCGUAGCGAUUGUGUUCCACCUGGCGGCCAGCGUACGCUUCAACGAUCCCCUCAAGGAUGCCAUCCUCACCAACGUGCUGUCGACGAGGGAAAUGUUCGAAAUCUGCCUGGGGCUGCCGGCCCUGGAAGCUGUCGUUCAUGUUUCGACCGCUUUCAGCAAUCCGGAACAGAAACAGAUGGAGGAAAGGCUGUAUCAACCCAAGGCAGACUGGAAAAGAAUGCUUGAAUGUGCCCUCAAAUUCGACAGCCAAAUGCUCAAUAUUUUGACAGAAAAAAUUACAAAUUUCGCACCUAACACCUACACAUUCACCAAAGGCCUUGCCGAGCAAGUUUGUAAAGACUACCAGAACCAGCUACCACUGGUAAUUUUCCGUCCAUCGGUUGUAGUAAACACCAUCGAUGAACCGAUCGUCGGAUGGAUCGACAACUUCAACGGACCAUCCGGUAUGCUAGUCGGUGCCGGAACCGGAGUCGUUCGGACCAGUUUGAUGCCGAUUGAUAAUCGGCUGAACACCAUUCCGGCGGACAUUUCCAUCAAGGGUCUCAUAUUGGCCGCUUGGCGGCGUGGCACUCGAGAACAAGCCUUCCGGGAUCAGUUCCUACCGAUCUACAACAGUGCCGUGGAAUACGAACAUUCCUGGCACUUCAAGAAGAUGCUCGACUGUGGGAAAGAAAACAUGACCAAGAUGUCCUUCAAUAGGUUGCUGUGGGUUCCUGGGGGGUCUCCGACGACUUCCAAGUUCAAAUACUUCCUUCUGGUGCUGUUUACACACAUCCUACCUGCAAUACUGGUAGAUACCCUGUGUAUUCUUUUGAGGAAACCUCCAUUCCUUUUGAAAGUUCAGCGUAAGGUCCUUCUGAUGGAAGCUUCUCUGCGUUACUUUAUCCACAACCAAUGGAACUUCGAAACUGAAAGAUUCCGAUCGUUGAGAGAUGAUCUCCGAGGAGAUGAUAUAUCUACAUUCAGUUGGCACUUAUCAGAAGAAAAAAUCGAUCAAUACUACCUGGACUGUUGGCAUGGGGUUCGGAAGUAUCUGCUCAACGAGCCGGACGAAACGUUGCCGGAAACGAAUCGGCGAAUGGAGCGGCUGAUUAUCGUUGAUCGGUUUCUGAAAAUUGCGUUCUGCCUGCUGGUAGGUUAUCUCAUCGUGAAAAGUUCGCUGUUUCACAGCUUGGAAACCAAGCUGGUGCGUUUUGCUCGGUGAGGUUAGGUCGGGUGGCGUAGGUUGUUGUAAAUAAUUUAUUUUUUUUUUGAAAUAUACUGUUUUGAGCAAA